UCUCGUUUGGAUUGAUUUAUAUCACGCUGAAAACUCUCCAUCAUUCUAAAUAAAUAAAAACAGAGAUUAAUCCAUCAAUGGUAUAAACGUAUUGCAUGAAUUAGUGGCCAUUAUGGAAGAAAUUARCCAAGAAACAACGGUGAAYGGGUCUGAAGACGCUACAAAGCCWUCCGAGGUAACGGUGACAAGUCCAGCUCGCAAACGAUACUACACAUCGCCUUCGAGACGAUCCGACUUUUAUUACUCGGAUUUAGAAGCUGACAGAAGAUUAGCCAAAGCGCGGGACUCGCUGACCGGGAUUGGCGACACCGCAUAUCAGCAUUUUAAAGAUGUUUUGGAAUCAAUGUCCGAGAAGCACAAUAUUGAGGUAGAACACUUACAGCAGAAAAUCGAAGAACUCUUAAAGCAAAAGAGAGGAUUGGAAGACAAGCUUCGUGGUACCAAACGAGAAAGCAGGAAACACCAAGAGGCAAGCCUCUCCUCCAAACGAGAAAUCGCCGAGAAGGGCUGGAGACUCGAGGCACAAAUCAAAGAAAUGUCGAAUAAAGAUAGCGUGAUCGCGGAUUUAAGGAAGGACAAAUUGUCACUUGAAAGAAAAGUUGAAGACCUUCAGAAUGAGUUGAACUCUUACCAAUUGAAGUUCGACGUCAGAACUCUUCAAGGCCAUGGCGACGAUGAGUACACCGUUACUCGUGAUGAGAUGCUCAAAGUCGAAGCCAGCUACAACAAGAUGUCUGCUGAGAAAGAAGAGCUUCACAAUGACUACAUCGACUUGCAAGCUAAGCUUGAAGAUCUAACUGCCGAGAAUGAAAGGGCAUUGAAAGAACUGGAGACGCAGAGAAAGACACAUCAGUUAAAAAGUGCAAAGUAUGAGGCUCAGAUCGAUAAUUUGAGCAAGCAGAAGUCUGAUCUGAAGGACAAGGUUGAAAAACUUCGUAUAGAGCUAAAGAAACAAAAGGAAAUGUACGGCAAUGCUCAACGAGGAAUGAUUGAGGCUCAAAAGCUCGCUGAUGCCAAGAAGGAGGAGGUGAUAUCCAAGAACGGACAAAUUGGAAAGAUGGAAAACCGAAUCAUCUCCCUGGAAGGCAAAGUUGAUGGUCUGCGCCAGGAGCUGUCAAAAAGCCAAACUGCGCUGGAAAUCGCUUUGAAGCAAAAGGAAAACAUGCAACACGAGCUUGUUGCCUUACAGAAAAGCAACUCAGAUCUUCAAGAUGCUUUGGAGGAUAUGAAAUCCAAAAAGGAUGAACUGCAGAACGAGGUCUUUGCUCUCCAACGUAAGCUUCGCAAUGCUGAAGACUCCAACGAGAAGUCCAAGGAAAAGAUCACCAGCUUGCUWCAGAAUGAAAGGGCACUCAAGCAGAGGAUCGCCGACCUUGAAGCUCAGCUUGCUGACUCAAAGAACCGCAUUAUCCAGCUUCAAAACGAACUMGAGCUUGCAAAGUCCAGACCGGUGGAAAAGUAUGAUCCCAUCACCAUCCAGACCGUUGAGACUGUACAAGCRGGAGUAGGCGAUUUUGGUUUUGACUCAGAAGAAAUUGAUCAACUCAACCAGGACAAGAUGGCACUUACACAGAGGGUUGCUGAGCUUGAAAAUCUGGUCCAUCGUCUGGAGUAUGAUAAUUCCGAACUUGAAAAUAAGUACACCAACUCCAAGGGGCAAAUAACCAAGUUGGAAUGUCAAGUGGAUAGUCUCAAGAGAAUGAAGGGUGAACUUCAGACCGAGCUCGAGAAUGAGAAGUUAAAAUCUGCGAAACUGAAGAACGACCUCAAUAACUUACAGUCAAAGUUGGCUGACUCUGAGAAGGCUCUUGACCAGAAAACGAAGGAGUGCAUCAAGAAAGACAAAAUCAUUGAAGAUCUUAGAAAUAAGAUUGCUGAAUUGGAGAAGGUCGUGGAAGAUCAAAACAACGAGAUUUUCAAGCUCGAAGGCAGAGUUGAAGCUCUUCAACUUGAAAACGACAAGCUACGUGAUGAUGCCCUUGAAGUGCAAAGAACCAUUGGUGACUUGGAGAGUGACUACAGGAGCAGUGUCGACGAGAAGGACAGCGCUCAUUACGAACUCAAAAACCACUCACGCAAGGUUUCAGAGCUCGAAUCCAAGCUUGCUGAAUCCGAAAAGGCCCGUAAUGAGUUGCAGGCUCAGGUUUUGGCGUUGCAACAGAAGUUGAAUGUGCUUGAAGACGACUUAGAUAAAACCCACAAAGAAAGAGCGGUUUACGAAAGUGAAGCGAAUGAUCUGUCCCUGAGCUCAAACAAACUUCGCGACGAUGCAGCAAACUCAAGGAAACAAAUCAUGGAGUACCAAGGUAUCAUUGAUGGUUUGAAAAAACAGAUCGCUGAAAAAGAUGAAGAAAUUGAUCACCUCAGGAACAGAGUUCGUAACCUGAAUGAAGACAUCGAUGAAGCAAAGACUGAUCUCGCUGAGUCCCAGGCCAAAUGCGAUUCUAAGGACGACGACAUCAAACAACUGGAACGCAAAGGACGGGAGAAAGAUGCAGAAAUCGACAGACUAAACGCAAUUCUCGACCGCACAACAAAAGAAAGAGACGACGCCGAAGUACAAAUUGCUGGCCUUUAUGAGAAGUUAAAGAACCUCGAAGGAACGCGAAAGGAAUAUAAGAUAGAGCCAGUCUCCAAAAAUAUCGACAUCAAUAUCUACAAAAUGCAAGAACUUGAGAAAGAAUUGUCUGCUCUGAGACAGAAAGUCUACAAACUCGAAAAGGACAAUGAUGACCUUAACAAGGACAAUGCCAUGCAGUCCAGUGAAAUCAAAGAUAAAGACAACAAGAUAGAUGCCCUGAUGCGUGAGUUGGAUGGUAAAGAUGAGGACAGCUCAGACAUCAGAAAGGAACUCCGCAAUUUGAAAAAGAAAUGCGACACGCUGGAAAAGACUGUUGACGAUCUGACAGAUGAAAGAAACGAGCUUCAGGAAAAGCUAGAUGAUCUAAUUCCUAAAGUCGAAAAGCUUCAACAAAGUGUUGAUUCACUUACAAGGCAAAGAGAUGAUCUCAAAUACAGUCUCAGCGAAGCUAACAAAAAGAUUGUUGAACUAAAAGAACACCACAACAAAGCUGAGCUGAGAGCUUCUCAGCAAGAGAAAGCCAACUCCAGCCUUGGUAAAAUAGUGAAGAAGCACGAAGGGUCUGUAGAGGAUCUAUCUGCUCGACUUAGAGCUGCAGAAAACGACAACGAAAUCUUACGUCGUGAGCUUGUUUCAAGCAACGCAAGGAACGAUAAUCUAAACCAAGAGAAGAAAGACAUCGCUAAAAAGCUAUCAGAUGCUCGUAACAGGAUUGCUGAACUUGAAAGUCUCGUGCAUGAACUGAAGGAUGCAAGAGAAGUGCUUGAACAGGAAAUCAGUGCAAUAACCUAUAAACUGAGCAACCUUGAGACAAAAGUCAGAAACCUUGAGAAGGAGAGGGAUUACUACAAAAACGAAUGCGACAGUCUUCAAACAAAGAAUAGAAAGAUGAAGAGUGAAUUGGUACAAGUGCAAAAUCAGCUUAAAGAUAAAGAACGCCUGUGUGAUACUCUUGGUGCCGACUUGAAGGACAAAGAAUCCAGUCUUAGUGCACUGAACCGACAGAAAAAGAUACUUGAGGAUGAAAUCUGUUCUCUUCGCAAGCAACUUGAGGCCGUUAACCAUGCAAAUGACAUCAAUAAAGAGAAAAUCCAAGAGCUUUUGGCCGCUUUAGAGCGUGCUCAGAUGAAUGCUGUUGCACCUGUCAGCGUAAGUGUCGUCGAAUCAGCACCAACUGCGUUGUUCAGUGAACCACCACCAGAACCAAACGACAGGGUAUUCGAGCUUGAGGCUCUACUCAAAGCAGCAGGGGACCGGGAGAAUAAUCUCAGGCAAGAAAUCGAAGGAUACAUAAGUAAACUCAACAAAGUAGAUGYCGAAAACAAGCACAUGCAUGAACAGCUUAUUGAACUUCAACAUGAGAAUGCUGCACUGCAGAGAAAACUUCGUGACGCUGAACAAGCACUUAGCAGAGUCAAUCGAGAGAAAGAUGAGCUGAAGAAAGAUCUCCUAGAGGCUACAAGCAAAGUCUCAACCCUCGAAACACAAGCAGAAGCGGACGAAGGUGAAAUCAGAUCUCUCAAGACACAGUUGUACAACAUUAAUGCUAGAAUGAGCAAGAACCAGGACGAGUUACUUAACUUGGAUCAGUCCCUUGUCGAGCAUAAACUUGCAGUUGACAAACAURAAAAGGAGAAGAAUCAUCGUGAUGCGCUCAUAGAAAAACUCAAAGCUGCCAAGCAAUACCUAGAGGACCAAGUGGAGUCCCUAAAAGCAAGUCUUGAGGCAUCGCGAAACACAAAUGACGACCUUAAGGAGGACCAAGCCAAGAUGUUGGAGGAAAUUCGAUCUCUAAAGAACCAGAUUAAUCAACUAAAGGCUCAGAACCAAAGACUCUCAACAGACAGAGAAAAGGCCAUAGAAGACGCAAAGGAUGCCUUCGCUAAAGUCAAAGAUCUCGAACGUCAGCUUCAAGAAGCAAUUGCCCAAAAGAAAGAAGUAGAAGAAGAAAAUGAUAAUCUGGAGACUGAAGUAAGGAGACUACGUGAUGAACUUGCUGAAAGUAAAAGACGUUACACUCAUUUAGAGGAAAAACUUCGUGUACUCGAGGAUGAACUUGAAAGGAAUAACAGGGACAUUGACAAUCUACGAGAUGUCAAGAAGGAUUUAGAGGCAGAGAUUGCCGAACUAAAAGCUAGACUUGCUGAAAUGGAUAAGCUGCCUGCAAUACAGCCAUUACAAGUGCAGACUGUUCAAGAAGUACACUCGAGUCCAAGUGGCCUUUUCGGAGCAGAUCCCGAAGAGAUUAAACGGCUUCAAGAGGAAAAUUACGACCUGAAAAAGAGAAUAAAGGAGCUGGAGGCUGACAACAGAGUACUUGAUGACAAGAAGAAAGACAUCAAUAACCAGCUGGUGGAUACGCACGGCCACAAGUCCAAGCUUGAAUCACAACUAGAUCACACAAGAAACAGAAACCGUGCCUUGGAGAAAGAGCUGGAAGCCAUUAAGCGCGACUACGAACCUUUACGAGUGAAAUACGAAGAACUUGUGAGAGAACUAGAGCUGUUGAAAAAGGACUCAGAUGAUGCACAUAAUCGUCUUGGAGAUGUGGAAGUGCAGUUGGACGCUGAAACGACAAAGCGAAAACAGCUGCAAAGAGAUUUAGAUGAUGCUUUAGAAGAUUUACAACAGAAGGAAGAAGAGCUCAAUAAAGCCAAACGUAAGGUGCAAGAAUAUAUGACGCUUCUUGAAAAUGGAGGAGACGAUUCAAAUCUUAAAGAUGAGCUCAUUGACAGUCUUAAGAAAGAAAUUGACAAUCAAGAAAAGGAAAUUCGAAAGCUUAGAGAAGAAGUCUUAGCAGCAAAUAACGAGAUCGACAAGAGCCAUGCUAAAAGACACGAUUUAGACAAGCAACUGUUUGUUGCUAAACAACACUUGUCAGAUGAUGAGACUACCAUUCUAGCCAAAACCGCAGAAAACGACGCCCUGCGAGAUCACCUAGAAGAUGCUCAAGACAGAAUAGCUGAUCUCGAAAAACAACUGCAGCAGUMCAAGAGAAACAACUCGCAAAUGCGAUCAGACUUGGAUAAUUCAAAGAUCAACCUUAGGAAAGCAAGAGAGGAGGCAAGCUUACUACAGAAAAGAGUAGCAGAGCUUCAAUCACUGAUUGAUGCUUUGAAGAAAGAUUUGAUGGAUAGAAAUAGUCUGAUUGAACAGCUCAGAUCUGAAAGUGUUGCUGGUGACGAGGCAGCAGCCAUGAAAAGGAAGUUGGCAAAGGCCCGUGAUGAUUACCAAAAGAGCCAGGAUGAGGUUGCACGACUUCAGCUUCUUCUUAGAGAAAAGCCAGACAAGAUCUCUCUAAGAGAUGGCAAUCUCGCCACAUACAAAAGUGAAAACGAUAGACUGAAAAGUGAUAUCAAGACGCUACAAGAAACUAUCAAUCAGUACAAGAGAAACUAUCAAAAUGCACAAAGAGAAAUUGAAAGACUGCAGCUUGACCUUAUGACAGCAAACCAGAAAUUAAAUCAAGCAGAAGCAAGAAAUGAUGCGAUGGAAGCCGAAAGAGACAGACUGAAGAAAGAUAAUGUGAUAUURCAGCAAGAAAUCUCCAACCUAAAGAUCCAGCUGGACUCCUUGAGACAUGAAAACAACAAACUCAAAAAUGAUAUGUCUGUACUGCAAAAGAAGUACGACAUUCUUCAACAACAGCUCGCAAAUUCAGACUCAAGGAAAGGCAAGAAGGGUAGCAAUCUUGUGACACUGAAAAGGGUUGGUGAGCUGGAAUCUUCUUUCCAAAAUGCUCUCAGAGAGAAGGAAGACGCAAAGAGUGAUGUGCUGAUUUUGCGACAAAAGAUUGCUAAACUCGAGAGCGAUCUAAACGAGCACAAGCGCGACAAAGAGUCAUUAGAGCACGGCCUUGAGAUGCGAGACAACAGAAUCAACGAAUUAGAGAACAGCCUGAGAAGCGCACAAGAAAAUCACAAGGCGGACAAGGAAGAAUUACUACAAUGGCGUAAGAAGUGUGCAGCCGCUGAGCAGGAGAUCAAUAAUCUCAAGAAUUCAAUCAAUCGGCUGCAAAAUCAAAACAAAACAGCUGAACAGAGAAUUGACGAGCUAAAGGAAGAUCUUGAUGAAGCUGAAAACAGGAUCAAAAUGUUGGAAGACGCAUUGGCUGAUCACGAUGAUGGAUCGGAUUCUAAAUACAGWGAUUAUCUCAUAGCUCAAAGUAAAAUUGCCGAGUUGGAAGCAGCUCUUAAAGCUGCAACAGAAGGCAGAUCUCAAGCGGAGAAAGAAGUUCAAAGGCUGAAGAAUCAAGUCUGGCAUUUGGAAGACGACCUUAAAUUGGCYCAAGUCAAAAUCGAUCAGCUGCAAAAAUUACUCGAUGAAACCAAUAAGCUCAAUGACAAGCUCAAAAAAGAAAUGAAUGAACUAAAGAAGCAUUCCUGGGACUCCGUYCAAAACUACGAUGCUCUUGACAAAGAACUGAAUGAUCACAAGUACAAGAUAGAACUCUCAGAGCAAGAGCGCCAGGAUUUGGAAGAUGAAAUUGAGAAGCUUCGUCGUGACUUAUCCGAUGUGAAAACCCAGAAAGAAAAAGUUAUAGUAGAAAAGAGUGACCUUAAAAUGCAGCUUCACAAACUUCAGGCACAAUACGAAACCCUUCGAUCAGACAACGACGAAUUGAGAGAUGAGAAUGAGAACCUCAGAAGGGAACUUCAACAGUGUAAAGAUGAAAUUGCAAGUUUGAAGAAUGAACUAGAGAACCAACCUGCUCCUAUUCAAGUUGCAACUGUGGAAAGUGUAGUCGAAAGCUCACCUUUUGACUUCGACGAACUCGAUGGAGCAAAACGAGAAAGAGACCAGCUUCAAGUAGAGAAACAAGCUGCUGAGGAUAGAUUAAGGAACUUCCAGGAUGAUUUAGAUCAAAAACAACGCGAAAAAGACAGAGCCGAAGAGAACGUGAAGGAUUUGAAAAUGCAUCUUGCCAGAUUAGAGAUGGAUAACAAAAACCUCGAAACAGCAAAGGACAAAGCUCUCUAUGAACGUGAUCUCGCAAACCAAAAGUUUGUCGAACAAAGGACUGAUAACGAGUCCCUAAAGCAAGAAAAUGAGUCAUUGGGCCUUGAAAACAAUGAACUCAAACAAGAGCUAGCUGAUAAGGAGAGAGAACUGAGAUCACUGAAUAAGAAACGAGGGGAUCUCGAGAAGCAGCUUUCRAAGAGCGACGAAAAAGACGGYGCCUUAGGCAAUAUGAGACAAAGAUUCCAAGAUCGUGAGAAUCAGCUUCAAAAGGAAAUUGUGGAACUCCAACGAAAACUUGCCGAUGUAGAUGGACUUGUCAAAGUCGCCGAGGACAAAGCACGUGAUGCAGAAUACGCCAGAGAUGAAUCAGACAACCGAUAUGCGUUGCUUCGWGAAGACAUGAUUAAUCUGCAAUCAAAGAUAUCAGACCUGGAGCUCCAACUCCAGAAAGAAAGGAAUACAGUUGAGCGUCAGCAGGAGGAGAUCAACGAUUUAUUAAUGAAACUUGGAGACGUUUCUAAUACUAAUCGUGCUGGUGGUAAGGAAUUAUCUGGCCUGGAAGCAGAAAAUGAUGGCCUGAAAAAGAAGAACAAAAGACUUGAAGAUCAAAAUGCUUCCAAAGAAAGAGAAAUUGCCCGACUCAACGAACAGAUCGAUGAGUACCGUGACAGGCUUGAGAAGGGAACUGGAGAUCUGGAGAUUCAUUUGAAGAAUAUGGGUGACAAGGGCGAAAUAUAUCGUAAGGAUGCUCUGGAGAAGGCCAACUUUAUUGAGAARCUUCGAGCUGAAAGGCUUCAAGAUGAAAUYGARAUUGAAAAUCUCAAAGCUGAAGUAAAGUCCAUGAAAGGAGAGCUAAAUGACAACGAAAAAGAUCUCGAUCAAUAUGAAGGUAAUGUCACCAGACUCAACGAGGAAAAGAUCAACUUAGAAAACAAGAUCAUCGAACUUACCAACAAAUACAAGCUACAACUAGCAGAGCUUGAAAACGAUAACGAGAUCAGAAAUGAUAAAAUCAGGAAUCUUGAAGAUAUUUUGAAAAGAUACGAGAAACAGAUUCAAGAGCUUCGAGAGGCACAGGCUUCCCACGAUCCCUCAUCGUCAACAACACUGAUAUUUGACGUAGAYCAGAGCAGAAGUCGAAAGCCGUCUCGUUACGUCUCCUACACAGAUAGCAUGGUUGAACCAGAGAAAAGGAGCCUGUACAAAAUUAGCUCCGCAGGCGUCGAAAGACCUGUCGAUAACAGAAAUGGUGACGUGGAAGAGCCCAUCACAAUGACCGUAUCAAAAAACAGACAAGAAUCUGCCCCAAGAACCAGAACUGGAAGAGCAAAAGUUGAUGACAGCGUMGAGAUUCCAUUUGAUGACAGCGAGUAUAAGAGAAAACCAAGCGAAACUGGACGUUACUCAAGGCCAAAAGUGAGCGAGACGUAUGCACCAUCACGAGCCAAGGAAAGUCAGUCUUCAAGUUACAGUAUUGAUGAUGACACACCUCUCACAAGUACCAGAGUCGGCGAUGAUGAAAGAUACAGACGUGGGGAUCGAAGGUCUACAUCAUCAAGAGAUAGAAGCUCUCCUGAAGACAAAAAUAAAGACUGUAAGCAGCAGUAGAAUUUGAAUGAUUAGAACUAACUUCAAUGAGGACACUCUAUCAGUGACCAUUUUAUCAUAUUUUUUCUCACUUUUAGUUUUUUCUCAUCUUUCUUACACAAACUAUGAGUAUUUUUAUAUUCUUUUUUCUUAUUUUUUUUUCACUUUUUAUAUUGUUUAAAGUUUCUAAAGUUUCUUACUGCUUUAAGUCCCUUGAAAUUUUAAGUACAGAGGUUCAUUAUAAAGGAAUUGAUAAAAUAUUUUUUUUUUGCAACCAUUCUGUUCCCGAAAUUUAAUUUUAGAAAUAAUGGUGAAAGUGGUAAAGUGGUAACGGUUAGAGUGUCGUCGCUUAAGGGAUUCAUGUGAAUUUUUAGCAAUGCAUUUGUGUCUACUUUCCAUAGAACGUGACAAUUUAUUCAAACGAAGACGACGGAAAUCUCACAAUCGAGUCCAUAUACAUGCUCAUGCAUUGAGGCAGGAUAAUUUUCAACUAAUUUAUUUCUGUCCACAACUGAAAGUAUUUCAUUUUAGAAAACCAAAUGUCAUGACGUUCAACACUAAGAGAUACAUUUGCUUUUAUUCAGCAGGUCAUUYAUGUUUUUGUCUAAAAGCAUAUGGCCAACAAUUUGAUAAAAAAUGAUAAAAAGUAAUUAAAAAAAAAAACAAUUAAAAAAUAGGUUUUCGAACUGAUUUAGAAAAUGAAAAGAUGAACUGCAUAUCUUUGAACAUAAUGACUGGCUUUGAUAUGCUGAAAAUAGAUCAUCUUCAUUUCUUGUUAACGUUCCAGCUUUCAGGUCGUUGUCAAUAUGUUUUCUGAUUCAUAUAUUUACCCAGUUAUUUAGUCUAAAAUUAAGGAAUUGUUUCGACAGCUCUUUUUUGUAGCUGGUCCGAUCCUGCACAAAAACCUGAAAAUAUUAUGSUAGUUUUUCGAAUAAACUAUGUAGGAUCAAUUGAUAAUCUGUCCAUAAAGACACAGUACCUGAUAAAAAUAUGAAAUACAUUGCAAUCAAAAAACACGUUAUUCUAAGCGAAGGAAUUGCAUAAACUUGCUCAUACUCGGUUGAUUUGAAAUGCGCUGGUGCGCAGAAAGAGUGACAUAUAAGCCUCGUGGCCAUGUUGAUUGAGCGUCAUAAGGAAUUACAUGCAGUCGAGGGAUUGCGCUUGGGAWAUGUCAUACACAGCUUACGUUUAAUUAUCGAUAUACGAAUAUUUUAAAUUGCGUUUCAAUUUUAUAAUUUUGCACAAAUUCAUUUUUGGUAACCUUUAGUUUAUCUGAUGUAAUAUCAGCUCUUCUUGUGUCUUUUAAUUCUUUCAUUAUAUCAGUAUUAUAUUAGUAUACCAUCAUCAAUUUAAGGAAUAAGUCAAUAAAGUGGCUUCUACAAUU
Molecule: messenger RNA, 10514 nt
Organism: Exaiptasia diaphana
Lineage: Eukaryota; Metazoa; Cnidaria; Anthozoa; Actiniaria; Aiptasiidae
Product: golgin subfamily B member 1
Exons: 8
Coding region: 113-9151 (3012 amino acids)
Source: RefSeq, a predicted model, not a curated record